AUACGAAAACAGGAAAAUACUUGAAUUUUUUGACAAGACGUUGUUUAUUAUGGUUGAAAAUUUUGCGGUUUCUGCGGAGUUUUCAUUCGAAUUUUUAUCGUGAUUAAAAUUUGGUUUGUGUGAAUUAUUGUACAACAAAAUCAGAAUGGAUCCAGUGGAAACUUCCAAAAGUGACGAAGCAGAGGAGUUUCCCGCUCUGGAAGCCGACGACGACAACGUCGAUGACCGUGCUUGGCGUGGAGUCCCCAUGGACACAAUCUACCGCGGUUUGGACCGAUACGAGUUGCGACAUUUUGCCGAGGUUCGCCCGGCUGAGGAUCAUCUUGUGCUGUACAAUCUGCCGAUUGAUGUGAACGGGACGGAACCGCCGAAACCGCGAAGGGCCUACAACAAGUGGGACGCCAAUCACGUUCGGCUGCCCUGCUCACACCGUAGUCAGUACCCGGUUGAGCAGGAAGAUGGCAGUACGACGCUGGAGAGCCGUUGGGAGCUGGUUCAAAAUGCUUUACUGCAACCGAUAGGGAAUAGCAGGGAGCUGGAGAGGGCUAUUUUGUCCUAUAACACGAAAUAUGCCAGCAGCUGGAAAUUCAAGUCGCUCCACAAACUUUUCGAGGAGGAUUUGGAGGAGGAAGAAAGCGCCGGGUUUUUCGAGUAUACCUUACCGAAGAUGAUUCGGUUGGCGUUGUUACUACCGGAUUUGAUUCCCGGAGCCAUUCCGUUGCUGAAGCAGGGAAGCAAUAAGGCCAUUUCCUUGACGCAACAACAGGUGGCGUGCCUGCUAGCAAACGCCUUUCUGUGUACCUUUCCACGGCGGAAUACGCAGAAGAAAAAGUCCGAGUACAGCUUGUUUCCGGACAUCAACUUCAACCGGCUGUUUCAAUCCGGUGGACAGUCGGUGCUGGAGAAGAUCAAAUGUAUCUGCAACUACUUUCGAAGGGUUUGCUCGAGCAUGCCUACUGGGGUGGUUACGUUCCAGAGAAGAUAUAUAAACCCGAAACAGUUUAUCGAUUGGGGUAGAUGCGAUGCGAUCGUGGGUAGAGACACAGUUCCGAUUCACAUCAAUUCGGAGGGUACUAUCGAAGAUCAGGGCAGAGGACUGCUACAGGUCGACUUCGCCAACAAAUACCUAGGUGGAGGCGUCCUUGGACAUGGAUGCGUUCAGGAAGAGAUUCGAUUUGUGAUAAAUCCGGAGCUAUUAGUCAGCAAACUGUUUACCGAAGCGCUUAAACCCCAGGAAGCCCUCGUCAUGAUGGGUUCGGAGCAGUUUAGCGAAUACAGUGGUUAUGCCUCCAGUUUCACUUUCGCUGGUGAUUUCCAAGACGAAACCCCACGGGAUGCCAGCGGUCGGCGGGAAUGUUACAUAGUGGCAAUCGAUGCGUUGCAUUUUGUGCAGAGCGUUCACCAGUACCGGGAAGAGCUGAUGCUGCGGGAGUUGAAUAAGGCCUACGUCGGAUAUUACCAUCCCCUGUCGACGCCGGCUCCUGGGGUUGCAACGGGGAAUUGGGGCUGCGGGGCAUUCGGAGGAGACGCCCAUCUGAAAGCCAUGCUGCAGUUGAUGGUCUGCUGUGUCCUGAGUCGUCCUUUGGUAUAUUACACGUUUGGAGACAGCGAAUUGAGAGACCAGUUUUAUGCAAUGUAUACAUUCUUGGUCGACAACAAAGUGAAAGUCUGUGAAAUCUGGCGAAUUCUGAAAGAUUUUCGAAGACACAAUUUACCACCCAGUAAACUGUAUGCCUAUUUCUAUCAGGAUUACUACGACAGGAAGAACAAACCGUCUUGUUUCAAUUUGAAAAAUUUAAGACCAAAAGAAAGAACUCCAGAACCGAUAGCGAAAAGUGCUUUUCCAGAGAACGACGAGCUAAAUGACGAAAGUCUUGCUAACUUGAUGACACACCUUGACAACGAGGAACAACCCUGUCCCUCUACAUCAAAUCGCGAUUCCAGCAAGGACUCCCUUUCACCCGUGACGCAAUCACCAAAGAAACCCUCCUCGCGGGUAUCGCUUAUUGCCGAAUUAGAUCGCAACUAUUAUACCGGUGGACCUGGUCCGGCGAAAAAGCUGUGCCCUUCUACAUCGCCCUGUCCUGUGGUGGUGGAAAAUGGCAACGGCAACGGCAACGACGACACGGUUCAGGUGAAGCAAGACUCCGUGCUGAUUCAAAUUGAGGAUGAGACAAAAGAUCGAGUGAUUGUCGGGGCCGUUGAAGCCAUCAGGUGCGAGGAAGAAAUUGGAGAAUUUGUUGAGGUGAGUCCACCGGAAGAGGCACGAAAGAAGCAACAGCGUCGGACGAUAGGGGAUUACUUUUCGAAAAGUGGCGGUAAGUGAUUGUUAUCGGCAAGUUAUUGUUGACUGGUCAUUAAAUUAGAAAAAAAAAUCUGGAAAACGUUAGUUAAGUAGAUUCUGACUGGUCGUAGUGAGAUCACAAUACUUACUUUGAUAAUUGGUGUGAUACAAUUCGCUCCGUUUAAUUUACGCUCAUUCGGCAUCUUUCUCCACUGGGCUCGGCCUUGAACCAACCGCUUCCAGUCGUUGUUCUUCUGAUUAUAUCGAGUCGUAUUUUCUCCUGUGUUAUUUGUAGUGGGGUCUUUUACGGGUGGCUUUAUUGGGCCUACA
Molecule: messenger RNA, 2614 nt
Organism: Aedes albopictus (Asian tiger mosquito)
Lineage: Eukaryota; Metazoa; Arthropoda; Insecta; Diptera; Culicidae
Product: poly(ADP-ribose) glycohydrolase-like
Exons: 4
Coding region: 146-2326 (726 amino acids)
Biological process (GO): carbohydrate metabolic process; ATP generation from poly-ADP-D-ribose; nucleotide-sugar metabolic process
Cellular component (GO): nucleus; cytoplasm
Molecular function (GO): poly(ADP-ribose) glycohydrolase activity
Source: RefSeq, a predicted model, not a curated record